AUGGCAAAGUCAGAGAAACACAAGGUUGAGGCGCAAGCCUCACCUUCAACCACAGGUACAAGCAGAUUGGCAGCUAAAGAGGAAGCAGUCGAUCCUGCCCUCGCUUCCCUAUUUGCUUCAAGUUCGGGACCAGUGAAAGUACAGCCGAGAGUUUCGAGCUCUGCGCAAACUGCUUCUGCGCAAAGACCGCCGAGGACAGAAGAAGAGGGGACCUCCUCCUCCGACUCCGAGUCCCCCGAAAACAGUGACGGCAACAACGACUUGGAAGCCUCAGACAACUCCUCUGGUGACGAAUCGUCGACGUCGGAGCAGGAAGCUACAGUCACAGUCAAGAAGCCUCGUAAACGCAAGCGUGCCACCGACGAUGAUGAUCUCGAGCAAACAUAUUUCAAGCGGCUAGAGUUGGAAGAGGACAGGGAAAACCGCAAGAGAGAACCCGUCCAAACGGGCGACGAUGACGCCGAAGAAAGCUCGAGCGAAGGCGACGCCUCCUCUUCCGACUCUGACGAGGAUUCAUUGAGCGAACCCUCUGAGAUCGAAGUGACCCCGAAACAUGAGGUCUUUGACAAGAAGCUCAAGGACCAAGACAAAUUCAACAGAACCGUGUUCUUGGGGAACGUAUCCACUCAAGCUAUCAAAUCCAAGUCGGCGAAAAGAGAACUGACCAGACAUCUACGCUCUGUGUUGAAGACAUCAGUUGAUGGAAAGAGGCCUGGAAAACUCGAGUCGGUCCGGUUCCGAUCCACCGCCUACGCGUCUGGACAGGGCCCAAAGAAAGCCACAUAUGCCAAGAAGGAACUCAUGGACGCGACCACCGUCAGCACAAACGCUUAUGCAGUCUUCACCACCGACAUUGCUGCGGAAUAUGUGGCGAAGAAGCUCAACGGAACCGUUGUGCUUGACCGCCACUUGAGAGUCGAUUACCUGGCCAAACCCUCGGCUAUUGACCACAAGCGAUGCGUGUUUAUCGGGAACUUGAGCUUUGUCAACGAAGAGGCACCUCCACCCGACAACGAGGAAGAUCCUCAGAAGAGACGACGGUCGACAGCAAAAGAGCCCGCCGAUGCAGAAGAAGGUCUGUGGCGAGCAUUCAGCAAAGCCGGACAAGUUGAAAGCGUGCGUGUGGUACGAGACCAAGAGACGCGCGUCGGCAAGGGAUUCGCCUACGUCCAGUUCAAGGAUGAGAACAGCGUCGAGGCCGCACUGCUCAUGAACGACAGGAAAUUCCCGCCGAUGCUGCCGCGAAAACUUCGCGUCAUGCGCGCCAGGAAGAUGCAGAUCAAGCGCCCCACCCCCAAUCCAAGAGGGGCUCUGGCCAAGGACUGGAGACACAAAGGGUGGUCGAACGGCAACGGCAACGGUGCCAUGAGAGGGAAAGAUGACAGGAGGCCGAAACGCCCAUUGAUCUUCGAAGGUCACCGCGCUUCAAGCACGGGUACCGCUGGCAAAGGAAAGGGGAGCGGGUUGGGCAGCCGGGACAGAAAGAGGAGAAGACCAACAUCCAAAAGCGCUCAACGAAGUGCCCAGUACAAGGCGGCAAAGGCGAGAAAACAAAGACUCGGGGGAGGGAAAUGA
Fonsecaea nubica is the source of this 1575-nucleotide messenger RNA. RefSeq lists its product as hypothetical. Gene Ontology annotation, molecular function: RNA binding. The coding region runs from base 1 to 1575 and encodes 524 amino acids. The transcript has 2 exons. Lineage: Eukaryota; Fungi; Ascomycota; Eurotiomycetes; Chaetothyriales; Herpotrichiellaceae. The record is from RefSeq and is a predicted model, not a curated record.